AUGUCAUCGUCUACUUUCAUUAAUUUAGAUACUGAUGUUGUUACGGAAAAGCUUUCAGUAUUCCAGAAGGCUUUUCCUCAGCAACAUGUGAGAGACUUUUACAGAUUUGAUUCAAAGUUAACGACCGAGGAGAAUUUAUCAAAUUUAGCCUCUUGGUCUUUAAGAGAAGACCUAACCAUUCCACACUUAUACACUUACAAAAACAUAUUCUUGGAUUGUUGUGCUAGAUGGGUUUUGAAAUCUGAGUCUAGCCAACUCGUGCCUGUCCUACAUGCGUUAGGCAGGAUGGUAGGCCUUUUCCCAGAAGCUACCCAACUAAUCGAAUCAUUUUUGAAUGAGCAUACCCAUUAUUUCAACGCAAUGUUACAAACAUACCCUUCUCAAGACUCUCAAGAUAUUAUUAAAAUUCUAUUGGCAUUUUACCGUUUAAUUCAAUAUGACAAGGUUCGUUUCGAGAAAUACAUGAAUACAAGAACUCUAAACAUGCUUUUGGAGCACGAUUCUCCGGCUAUUCUAUUAUUGGUUCUUAAAGUUCUUAAUGUCAUCUUAGAGAUGGCAGAAAAUGCAUACGAAGGUCUCUAUGAAAAGUACAUUACCCAAGGUAACACCCAAAAGGCUAUCCUUGAUCAAUUCGAAGGAGCAGAAAAUGUUGAUUACCAGUUUUUGGAUUUAAAUGAGGCCAAGAGAUUAUCAAACUACCACAGCUUACCUAAUAAUACAAAUGAGCUAGUAUUGUCUAUUAGUGGCCAGAAAGUACCAUCAAAGCUCAUUCCCAUCGACACUACUCAGCUUUCUCCAUUGAUAGUUGAGGUUUGCGGUGUGUUUAUCACAAGAAUGUCUCAUUCUUCCAUUACAAAAGGUGAUAAGCCUCAAUUAGAACACUCUUCGGAUUUGGUGUAUACUGAAAGUGCCGAGAGUGCAUUGAAAAGUUUGGCACAAGGGAUUCAGUGCAACAAACCAACGAUGCUUGUAGGAAAAGCUGGUUCAGGGAAAACUUUCUUGAUCAAUGAACUUUCCAAGCGCAUGGGCUGUCAUGAUUCUGUAGUCAAGAUUCAUUUAGGAGAGCAAACAGAUGCAAAACUUCUAUUGGGUACAUAUACUUCUGGAGAAAAGCCUGGUUCUUUUGAAUGGAGAUCAGGUGUUUUGACUACUGCUGUCAAGGAAGGACGAUGGGUUCUAAUAGAGGAUAUCAACAAGGCUCCAACUGAAGUCUUAUCGGUGUUACUUACUCUUCUAGAAAAGAGAGAAAUAUCCAUUCCUUCAAGAGGUGAAGUGAUCAAGGCUGCUAAUGGAUUUCAAUUGCUAGCCACCAUCAGACUAGAUGAUCAUCAUUCUUCCAAAAGGCCUUUAACUAAUGAUAUAGACCUUAUCGGAUUGAGACUCUGGGAAAUGGUCUCAGUUAACGAGCCAUCCGAAAAGGAAUUAGAACUCAUUCUCCAAAAAAGAUUCGACAUUCUAAAAGCAUUAAUACCAAAGCUCAUAAACACUUACAAAUGCGUCAAAGACAUUUAUAGAAAUCCCCAAUUUGUUUCACUUAACAAAGGUGUACAUCCAAGAGUUGUGAGUGUAAGAGAUUUAGUAAAACUAUGCCAAAGAGUUACUUUGUUAUUCGAAAGUAAUAAUAUUUCCAAACCUGAUCAGCUAAUUGAAUCAAGCGUUUAUGAUAAUAUUUUCGCUGAAGCUGUAGACUGUUUUGUUGGUUCGAUUAGUGAAUACAGAGCUAUUCAACCUUUAGUUCAAUCUAUUGGAGAACAACUAGAAGUAUCUACUUCCAGAAUAUCGCUCUUCCUAAGUAAACAUGUCCCAGAGAUUGAGACAUCUGGAAAUGAAGUUAUCAUCGGAAGAGCCCAUUUGCAAAAGCCCAAGUUAACAAUACACAAAAGAAGUGCAAACUCAACUUCAUUUGCUUUCACCAAUCACUCAUUACGUUUAAUGGAACAAAUAGGUGUUUCAGUGAAAAUGUGCGAACCAACAUUAUUGGUUGGUGAAACGGGUACUGGUAAAACUACUGUUGUACAAGAGUUAGCGAAACUUUUGAAUAAAAAUUUAACUGUCAUUAAUGUGUCGCAACAAACUGAAAGUGGGGAUUUACUAGGUGGUUACAAACCUGUAAAUUGCAAAACUGUAGCAAUUCCCAUUCUAGAAGAGUUUGAAGGGCUCUUCAUUUCUACAUUCUCCAUGAAGAAGAACGAAAAGUUUUACAAACUUUUACAUAAGUGUUUCUCCAGAUCUCAAUGGAAGAAUGUUUCAAAAUUAUGGAAAGAAGCAAUCAAGAUGGCUCAUAGCAUUCUUAACAAAGAACCCAAGCAAAAACCUGAUUCAGAGAACAAGAAAAAACGUAAACUUGAUCCUGAAAGUAAACAGUUGUUAAUUCAGAAAUGGUCAGAAUUUGAAAAAACUGUCGAAGCAUUCGAGAUACAGUCAUCUACUCUCGAACAAUCGUUCGUCUUUAAUUUCGUAGAAGGUUCACUUGUUAAGGCUGUCAGAAACGGCGAAUGGUUAUUGCUCGAUGAAGUUAAUUUAGCCUCUGCAGAUACUUUAGAAAACAUUGCAGAUCUUCUUUCUGAACGUGAUUCUAGAAGUAUUCUUCUUUCAGAGAAGGGAGAAACUGAAUCUAUUAAAGCUCAUCCUGAUUUCAGAAUAUUCGCUUGUAUGAACCCUGCUACUGAUGUAGGAAAAAGAGAUCUACCUCCAGGUAUAAGAUCGAGAUUUACCGAAAUUUAUGUGCAUUCUCCUGACCGUGAUAUAACGGAUCUUCUAUCUAUCAUUGACAAAUAUAUCUCCAAGUAUAGCGUCAGUGAUGAGUGGGUUGGAAAUGACAUUGCAGAAUUAUAUCUAGAGGCCAAAAGGCUAGCAGAAGAAAACAAAAUUGUAGAUGGUUCAAAUCAAAGGCCACACUUCAGUAUUCGUACUCUAACUAGAACGUUACUCUAUGUUACUGAUAUUGUCCAUAUUUAUGGCUUAAGGAGAGCACUAUAUGAAGGAUUCUGUAUGGCAUUUUUGACUCUACUUAACCUACCUUCUGAAGAACUACUCCACGACAUCAUCAAGAAGCACCUCUUAGGUAGAAUGAAGAACCCUCAUUCAGUAAUGUCACAGGUUCCACCUUCUCCUGGUACGGAUUAUGUGCAAUUUAAGCAUUAUUGGAUGAAGUGUGGUUCAUCUGAUAUCAUUGAGCAACCACACUAUAUUAUCACUCCAUUCGUUGAGAAAAAUAUGCUAAAUCUUGUCAGGGCAACAUCUGGAAGAAGAUUCCCAGUUUUAAUUCAAGGUCCUACUUCCGCAGGUAAGACUUCCAUGAUCAAAUAUUUGGCAGAUAUCACUGGUCAUAAAUUUGUGCGUAUUAACAAUCAUGAGCAUACGGAUUUACAAGAGUAUUUAGGUACUUAUGUUACCGAUGAUACGGGAAAGCUUUCCUUUAAAGAAGGUGUUCUAGUUGAAGCGUUAAAGAAAGGUUAUUGGAUUGUCUUGGAUGAGUUAAAUUUGGCACCAACUGAUGUGCUAGAAGCUUUGAAUAGACUAUUGGAUGACAACAGGGAACUAUUUAUUCCAGAAACUCAGGAGGUCGUUCAUCCUCACCCAGAUUUUAUGCUAUUUGCCACACAAAAUCCUGCUGGUUUAUAUGGUGGACGUAAGGUAUUGUCAAGAGCAUUUAGGAAUCGUUUCUUGGAGUUACAUUUCGAUGAUAUUCCACAGAGCGAGCUUGAAAUUAUUUUGAAACAGCGUUGCGAAAUUGCCCCAUCUUAUGCCAAAAAAAUUGUGGAGGUUUACCGCCAAUUAUCUCUAAACCGUUCUGCAAAUAGGUUGUUCGAAAAGAAGAAUUCUUUUGCUACCCUUCGUGAUCUUUUCCGUUGGGCUUUAAGACCGGCAGUCGGAUACGAAGAACUUGCUGCCAAUGGGUACAUGUUGCUUGCCGAAAGAUGUAGAUCAACAGAAGAAAAGGAAGUGAUCAGAAAGGUCAUAGAAAGUGUGAUGAAGGUCAAGCUUGAUAUGGAUAAUUAUUAUGCUAAGUUGGAAGAGCCUUCUUUAAUGGAGACAGAUAGUACAGUUGUAUGGACUAAAGGUAUGAGAAGAUUAGCUGUGCUUGUAAAUAGCUGUUUGAAGAAUAACGAACCAAUUCUUCUUGUCGGUGAAACAGGAUGCGGUAAAACUACUAUCUUUCAAUUAAUUUCGAAGUACUUUGGAAAAGAUCUCAUUACUAUUAAUGCACACCAGAAUACUGAAACAGGUGAUAUCUUAGGUGCGCAAAGACCUGUACGUAAGAGAUCAGAAAUGCAAGCAAGACUCAACUCUCUACUUCGUACAGUAUUAGGCGAUCCUGAUCUUGAAGCAACUCUAGAAGAGCUUCUCUUCUCUUAUGACAAGUUAAGCAAGGAAGAAGUAUCAGAGGAAUUGCAAAACGAGAUUUCAUCCCUAAGAGACUCUCUCAAGAUUCUUUUUGAGUGGGCGGAUGGUCCGUUGGUUAAUGCAAUGAAGUCCGGUAACUUCUUUUUGUUUGAUGAAAUUUCAUUGGCUGACGACUCAGUCCUUGAAAGAUUAAACAGUGUUUUAGAGCCUGAGAGAAGCUUACUUCUAGCGGAAAAGGGAACUGUCGACUCCUUUAUCACAGCCUCGGAUGGGUUCCAAUUUUUUGCAACUAUGAAUCCAGGUGGUGAUUACGGUAAGAAAGAACUUUCUCCUGCUUUGAAGAACAGAUUCACAGAAAUUUGGGUUCCAUCUAUGGAAGAUUUCAACGAUGUUGAAAUCAUAGUUUCUACCAGACUAAGAGAAGAGGUUAAGGAUUUAGCGAAAACUCUUGUUAAAUUUUCUGAAUGGUUCUCUAAAAAGUUCGGAAAUGGGAAAACAAAUACUGGUGUUAUAUCUCUUAGAGAUAUCCUAGCGUGGGUUGAUUUUAUCAAUUCCACUCUAACUGAAGUUAAAGACAAGAAUGCAUGCUUAUACCACGGUGCUGCCAUGGUUUUUAUCGAUGCUUUGGGAACAAAUAAUACUGCACAUCUUGCUGCUAAUGAAUCCAAGCUUCGUGAACAGAAACAGGAGUGCGUCCAGGUUCUUUCAGCCUUGUGUGAGUAUGACUUGAUACCAUUUUUCGAUAAAAAAGUAGAUGUUGAAUUGAAUGAUAGAGAGUUAAAGUGUGGAGAAUUUACUCUUGAAAGAUCUUCCAAUGUUAUAUCAGAUAACUCUUUCAAAAUUAAUGCUCCUACCACUGCGAUGAAUCUCAUGAGAGUAGUAAGGGCUUUGAAUGUCAAAAAACCUAUUCUUUUGGAAGGGAGUCCGGGUGUCGGUAAAACCAGUUUAAUUGCUGCGUUAGCGGAAUACACCGGAAACUCUUUAACAAGAAUUAACUUAUCUGAACAGACAGACUUGGUUGACUUGUUUGGAUUUGACGCUCCGGGAGAAAGAACUGGUGAGUUCAUUUGGAGGGACGCCCCAUUUUUAAGAGCGAUGCAAAAAGGUGAAUGGGUUUUACUAGAUGAAAUGAACUUGGCAUCACAGUCUGUGUUAGAAGGUUUAAAUGCAUGUCUUGAUCAUCGUGGUGAAGCAUACAUUCCUGAGUUAGACAAAGUCUUUACCCGUCAUCCUAACUUUUUGGUAUUUGCAGCACAAAAUCCACAGUAUCAGGGUGGUGGUAGAAAGGGUUUACCGAAAUCUUUCAUUAACCGUUUCAGUGUAGUAUAUGUUGAUAUGCUUACACCAGAGGAUUUAUUAAUGAUUGCUACUCAUAUGUACCCCAAUAUUGACCGCGAUAUAUCAUCUAAAAUGAUAAAAAUGAUGUCGAGAUUGGAAGAUGAUGUAAGCAACAAAAAACUCUGGGGUAAUGCUGGUUCCCCAUGGGAGUUCAAUCUCAGAGAUACCUUAAGAUGGCUAAAGCUCUUAAAUUCAGCAUCUAUUUGCAAAGAUAUUACCACUGCCGAUUUCCUAGAAAUUAUCGUAAAACAAAGAUUUAGGUCACCAGAAGAUCGUUCUCAUGCUACUAAUUUAAUAUCUGAAAUUUUCGGUGAAAUUAGUGAGAGAGAUCCAAUUUUCAAGGUAGGGACUUCUUACUUACAAGUUAAUGCAGAAGUGAUCGAUAGAAACCCAAUUAUUCAGUUUGAUACGCUGCAAAAUCUAGUCCCUCUUCAAUGCAACUUUAAUGUUUAUGAAUCCGUACUAAGAUGCGUGAAACAUAACUGGCCACUAAUAUUGGUAGGCCCUACGAAUGCUGGUAAGACAAACGCGAUAAAGUUUAUAGCAUCGAUAAUUGGUAAGAAGACUGUAGAGUUUUCGAUGAAUAGUGAUGUUGACAGUAUGGAUAUUCUUGGUGGCUAUGAACAACUUGACAUUAACAGAAAACUAUCGACUACUGUUAACUCAUUACUAAACACUUUACAAGAAUUGCUCACCGUAAAUCUAUCUUCAGGAACAGAAGGCGAGAUUCUUUCAGCGGCAUUUGACUUAUACGACUUCAUUAGCAAGGUUUCAGUGUCUAGCUCAAACUUCCAUACCGUGGUAACGCUAUUCAAGAAACUUUAUGACGUUAUUGAGUCUAAUGAUUUGUUGGAUUCCUUAAAUGACUCAAUUCAACUGCUAAACAAAACUAUCCAAAAACCAGCCGCUGUUAAGUUUGAAUGGUUUGAUGGUAUGUUAGUCAAAGCGGUCGAAGAGGGACAUUGGCUAAUUCUUGAUAACGCAAAUCUCUGUUCUCCUUCCGUGCUUGAUAGAAUAAAUUCACUAUUAGAAACUAACGGUACACUAAUUAUCAACGAGUGCUGUUUGACUGAUGGUAAGCCUAGAGUAGUUCAACCACAUCCUGAUUUCAGACUCUUUUUGACCAUGGAUCCUAAGUUCGGAGAAUUAUCAAGGGCUAUGAGAAAUAGAGGUAUUGAAGUCUUUAUGGACGAUUUAUCAAAUCGUGCUUCAAGUCAAGAUAGAAGAUUGCUAGGAUUUGAAAUUUCCUCCCCUUCAAGUGUAGGUGAUGAUAUCCAAACGCAAUUUGAAUCUUUACAAUUAUCAUCUUCUCAUGGGGCAAAGAAACCUUUGGCUUCUUAUAUGUCAUCAAGAUCUUCUAAGCUACUACCUUUAGCUGCGAUACAUGAUUUUGCCUUGAGAGGCGACAUCGCUCCAUACUUAAUUUCUACUAUUCCUCAGAGUGCCACAAGUUUGAUACCACUUUGGUCAAUGAAUGUCCAGAACUCAAAACUGUAUUCAGAAGUGGAAUUAUGCCUUGAAAUGGACCUUGUUGUCAACUUUUUGAGAGAAACUGGGAAGCUAUCAGAAAUAAAUGCUGUGUACCAGCCUCUUGAGAAUACCGCCCCAGGAAUUGUAUUGAACGUAAGUGAUUUCUGUAAUCAUCAAAGUUUAAUUCCGACUUUGAACAGUUACAUUCAAUCUACUAUUGCCAAAUCCGCUCCCCUCUCCUUAACUUCAGAAUCAGUAUUUUUCUUUGCUUUGUCGUGGUAUUUGCUAGAUGCCAAGCAUAGAAUAGAAUUUGCAGAGAAGAAAGCAAUCAAUGGUAAGGUGAACGAAUUAUCCUAUUUGGAACUUUCAGCAGCUGCAUCUCUUGGAAAGAACAUCAAAAACCCACCAAAGAUCAAGAUUUUCAAAUUAUUGAGAGACAUCUUGAAGUUAUCUUUGAGUUCAAUUUCGAACGUUCCGUUGUUUUCGGAGAGAAAUAUCUACAAGGCAUUUUUUGAACUCUAUGGUUUAUGGCAUGGAACGUUCUCUGUAGCCCAGGAGAAAGAUGAAGCUAAACUAAGAGUAUAUCAAGAGCUAUUCAUGGAGUGGUUAAAUUCAUUUACUUCUGAUUUACCUUUUGCAUUGGACUUCAAAAAUCUUCUAGCCGAAGUUUCCCAACCUAAUUCUCUAACCACUGGUGCUUCCAUGAGUUUGAUUUGGGAGGAAUAUCGGAAAACCUAUCCAAUAACAGCAGAAACAUGGGAUUUGUUGCUACAAUUGGAGUCUCUUUCAAGAGAUUUUGAUUUUAUGACAAGUAGACAAUUCUCGGAUUCAUAUCCUGUGAUACAGGAACUCUUACAAAGUCUUCAUAAUUUAUAUGAUGAUAUUUUGAACAACGAAACAGCACACUUUGCUGAAAUUAUUGAAGAGGCGCGCAAGGCUAUUAGUAAACUUGACGAAAUUUCAGCCUCUUUCUUAAUUCAAAGGAAACAUUACUUUGCAGAAGAAUUCACUUCCGUAAUUAGACUUCUCAUCAAUGAUUUCGGACAUACGAGAAACAUAAUCGAAGAGAUUUCCUCAAAUUCCCUGAUCAGUGCAAUUGAUAUUAUAAAAUUGAAGUCUGACGACUGGGUUUAUCCUCCUAUUUUCAACCAGUUGUGGAAGAAGGAGGGAGAUAAGUUCAUCUCGAGAACGAAUACUAUCUUCAAACCCGUAAUGAUCGAAAGUAUCUUUAUGAAAUGUGAAAAGUUUGAGGAAGUUUCGGGUAGUCAACUUGAUCAGGCUUUACGUGAUGCUCAGCUUUUAGCAAAGACUAUGGUAAAAUCAUCUAGAAAAAUCUUGGAUGACCAAAAUAUUGUUUACGCCAAAAUACUUAAGGACUGGUGCUUGAAAAUCAUUUCACUACACCUAGGUGUUACCAUUGAUGAAACAAGAUCACUUUCUAUGGAAGAGAUAACAUUGAAAGUCAAUGAAUCAGAAAUUUCAUGGUUCAAACCAGUAUUCAAUAAAUUUUUGGGUCCUGCUAUAUUCUUAAUUGAGUCAAAUGUUAACAUUAAAACUCUAGGUAAGGCGUGGGUACUAUUUGCUGCUGGCCUGCUCCAACUUUAUGUUCCAAGCUCUUCUUAUGACCCUGCAAUUCGUGAUUAUGUUGUCUAUGAUAAUUAUAUUACUCAUAAGGAAUUGUCAGAGUCCCUAAUCAAUAACUGGAAAUGUGUCGGAAAUGUUCUUGUUGGUGAUCAUACCAUUUAUUCUGAGAGGUUAAUACCUCCAAUAGAUACAAAUGAUGCACCAAAGAAGCCCAGAGUCUUCCGUCCUUCACGUUCAAUUGAUCCGUUAUUUGAUGAAUGGUCUGCAUUUAUGGCUUCGAGUGUUGAUUUGUCGCCAGUAAUGAACUUACUUGAUUCUGUACUUGACAAUACCAAUAUUUCAGAAGACAGAUUAAAGAUGUUUGACCAAAACACUUCACAAUUCUUGGAGAGACUCUCUACAACAUAUCAAGUGUAUUCUGAUAUCAAUGAUAUAUUUGCAGGCUAUAUCUACGCCAUGAAAUUUGGUUUCAAUAUGCUCUCUCUUGGUACAGAGGACGAAUCCAAGAGUCUCGAAGUUUCUCCAUUGUUUUCUGUCGAUUGUACAAUGUUAACCACAGAAGAAUCUAUCAUUCUUCCAUUAACAAAACUCAAUCCUUAUUUAAAGGCAAGAAAUCAUAAUUCCUAUGAUGUGGAAAAGGUUUUGACUUACUUCCUAAAACUCUGUGUCCUUCAUAAGGAGGACAAUGGUAUGGUUGAAAGUCUAAACCAAGUACUACAGCCACUAUAUUAUAGAUGGUCUUUGCGUAGAAUGAAGAAUGAGCAGGAAGCCGAGCAAAAAGGAAGUCUCUUCAAAUACAGCGAUGAAUCCAAUGAUGUUGAAGCAGAGUUCAAAAAAAUGUUCCCUGAUUAUGAAGACUCUCUUUCCCUAGAGGAUGUUUCCUCCAAAAGUGAUGAAGCAACUUUGUCUGAUUUAUACUUUGAUAUUGCAAAGACUUAUAUGGAUAUUUUUGACAAGAGCUCUUCAACUUCUAUCACGGAAGUUGUUAGGGAAGGUUCGACCGUUGUAGCCCAACUAUUAGAAUGUUGCCAAGACUUUAAGAUGUACAACCUAAACGAAGCUACCCUCCUUGCUACUCUUGAUACAUUAACUACUAAGAGCAUGAACUUUAAGAAGGCCACUGACAAUAAAACCUUUGAUUUCUAUAGGGGAAAUUCAAUUAGCGAAACCAAAAAGGCCAUGAAAUUUAUUGAAAGCUUAUGGAAUCAUGUAAACGAACUAUUAAAGGAAUGGCCCGAACACGCCACCUUACUAGAAUUAUAUCGUGUUUGUGAAGAAUUUAUGUCAUACGCGGUUUCAACUCCAAUGGCCAGACUUUUGCAAAAACUUGAACAAAUCUAUACAUUUAUUGUCGAAUGGCAGAAGUACGCGUCUUCUAAAGUGUCAUUGCAAAGUCAUAUUGAUUCAGUAACAGGCAUCAUAGUAUCAUGGAGAAGAUUAGAACUACACACUUGGAAGGCAUUGUUUGAAUUAGAAGACGCUAAUAGUACUAAGAGUAUUGGAAAUUGGUGGUUCUAUUUGUUUGAGACUAUUAUUAUAUCUACUGAUAAUGCUGAAUCCGAUAUUUCAACGAAAUGUUCUUCACUCUUAGCUGCUUUAAACGUCUUCUUCAGCAAGAGCACAUUCGGUGAAUUCCAAAAUCGUCUAAAACUUGUAAAAGCGUUCUGCAAACAUGUAUAUCUACUAUACGGUCAUGGUUCGAUUGUUUGCCAAGCACUAGAUAACUUGGUUACAUUUUAUGAGCAGUUCACUGAUAUAGUAACUGAUAAAAUCAGUAAGGAGAAGAAGACAUUAGAAAAGGAAAUCUCAGAGGUUAUUCUUUUGGCCAGUUGGAAAGAUGUUAACAUUGAUGCUCUAAAACAAAGUUCUCGUCGUUCACAUAAUAAUCUUUUCAAAAUUGUGAGAAAGUACAGAUCAUUAUUAGCUACUCCUAUGUCCUCCAUCAUAGAGUCAGGAAUAGAUCCUACUUUAAAAGUUAAGUCUACAUACAACGCCACUACCAUUGCUCAUUUCAGGUCUAUUGAUUUGAUAUGGGCAAAAUCACUGGUGACUACCAUCCCUGAUUGGGACAGUAGAACUAAGGCCUUGAAAGAUAUUGAUUUGAUUGAUAAGAAUCUCGCCAUUUAUACCAAUAAAAUCGGGACCCAGACAUAUCCUGAUUUACUAGAGUAUGCUCUAUAUGUUUCAAGUGAAGCAAAGAGAUUACGUGAAGAGACACCUUCAGUGUAUAAAAAGGAUAAAAAGAAGUUACUUUCAACCCUUAAAUCACAGAAACAAAAGCUUCUAAGUGAUACUCUAAAGGAACUAAAACGUAUUGGUUUAAAGGCAAACUAUCGAGAGGAUAUCAGGAAAGUGCAGCAAAGUGUGAUUUCUGUGUUGACUAACUCAAAGUCAUUCAAAAGCACCGUAUUAAAUUCAUGCGAUCCUUACUUCUUCAGAAUCUUAGACUUACUACCUCGCUUGAAGAAUGCUGUUGCAUCUCCAUGUGGUGAUAUUCCGGUAGCAUACAUUGAGAGAGGUAUGGCAAUGACCGAAAACUUGGUGUUUUCGUUGAUUGCUACACGUGAACCUCUCUCUAAAUUUGCAAUAACAUACAGCAAACUAGAUCACUUAAGGUCAGACCUUGAAAACGUUUCAUUAGAUUGUAAGGUAAUGAAACACGCCACAUUAUCUUAUAACAUGCAGUCUUUUGCAUAUGUAUGCAAAUGGUUCCCUCAGUUGAUUGAUUACGUUGUCCAAUUUUUGCAGAACUCUCCCGACUGUCAGCUAUCCAACUCUACAAUAAGUUCUUUGAUAAACUACAAAAAUACGAUUGUUGAUUUUGCAUGGCAAUCAGGCAAAUUUAGAGUGUAUACUGACGAAACAGAACAGUUGCUGCAACGUUUCGGCGAUUGUAUUAAUAAGUUCAUUGCUGAGUUUUCAGAAACAGACCAAAACGUAUCUUUUGUGUUCAAUGUCUUAAUAUCAUGGUUACAACGUGGAUACACUACUAUGGAAAAUAUGUCUGACACAAUUCCUAUGGAAGAGAUUGAUGGUAAGUUACGCCGUAUCAGCACUUCGAUAUUACUUUCUGUUCAAAAAUUGUUGGACAAUAAAGUUGAAUUAUCUGAGGAGAACGAUAAGUGGCUGGUAGAAUGUAAUAAAAAAAUCAUGACUGAUAUCAAACUUGCCAACAGUGAAAAAAUUCAUGCUUUGAUCGACGACUUGAUAUUAACAUUGAAAAAGCAUUCAUUCAAUCCGAUUAACUCACCUUUAGCAUCUGCUGCUGUGUCUUUCACGAUGCCAAUAAUAAACCAUUAUUUCGUUAUGUUGAAUAAUAUAUUGAACUCUACCUCUGAGAAUUACUAUAAGUGCAGCAAGUCAACCUAUGUGUUUGCAACUUUAUUAUACAAUUUAGCGAAGGAUGGUUUCUGCUCUCCAGAGCCACCAUCAGAAGAGACUGAAGAUAAUAAUCUACAAGAAGGAACAGGUCUUGGCGAUGGGGAUGGUGCCCAAAACAACUCUAAGGAUAUAGAGGAGGACGAGGAUCUAUUAGAAGAUGCACAAACAGAAAAUAAGGACAAGAGGGAUGAUAGCGAUGAUGAGGAUAAUGAAGAAGAAGAUGAUGCCGUUGAUAUGGAAGGUGAUAUUGCUGGUGAUCUGGAAAAUAUUUCUGACCAAGAAGAUAAGGAUAACAAUGACGAAGAAGAAGAAGAAGAAGACCUUGAUGAAGAAAUUGACAACUUAGAUGAGGACGAUCCUAAUGCGUUAGAUGAAAAGAUGUGGGAAGAGCAAGCGGAAGAUGAUUCCAAGGAAAAGGAUUCCAAUAAUGUUCCUGAACAAUCUAAGGAAGAUGAUGUGCAAGCUUCGGAAGAACAAGCUGAUAACAAUGAUAUGAAACCUGAAGAUAAACCUAAUGAGGACCAACAAAAUGCAGAAGACGGGGAAGAAAAUGAUGAUGAAGAUGGCGAAGAAGAAGAUGUUGGAGAACAAGAAGAUGAAGUCAGAAACGAUGACAACGAGGAACUUGAGUCAAAUGUUCCGGAAGUAGAAACUAUGGACUUACCUGAAGACAUGAACUUAGAUUCAGACCAGGGAAGUGAUAACGAAGAAGAAGGUUCUGAAGCUGAAGAUGAAUUCGAGGAUAAGAUGGAUGUAGAUGAAGAAGAAAGUGACAGUGAAAAUAAAGCAGGCGAUAAAAUGACAGAAACUGAAAACCAAGAAGAUGAAGAUGGUGAUGAAGAUGUUGAUAUGGACGAAGAAGACAACGCAGAAGAAGAACAAGAACAAGAAGAGGAAAAUGAAGGAGACGUUGAAAACACUGACGAUGUCGAAAUCAAAGAAGAAGGUGUUCAAUCUGAUAAUGAGCUUGAGCAAGAACAAGAGCAAGAAGAAGAGUCAAAAGCAGAAGCUGGUGGAGAAGAUGCUGAGGACGUAGAAGGUCUUGACGGCUUGGAUGCGAUCGAUGACAAAGAUCAAAUUAACACCGAAGCGGCUGUUGAGCAAGAUGCUGGUGCUAAGGGUGAGGGUUCAAACGCCAUUGACAGCGAAGAGCAAAAUGAUAUUGGAAGUUCUGGUAUGGCUCAAAGUCAAAUUCAAGAAGACAACCAAGAAGAUAUCAUGGAUGUGUCCCGUAAAGAAGCUCAAGAAAGUUUGAAACAACUCGGUGAUUCAUUAAAAGAGUUCCAUAGACGUCAUCAAGAAAUCAAGGAAGCUUCAACUAACUCUGAAGAUCAACAAGAGGACAGUGCCAACCAAGUCCCAGAUGAAUUUGAACAUGUUGAUGGUGCAAAUACAGAAACGGAUACUCAAGCAUUGGGAACUGCCGAAAAGGAUCAAUUGACAGGGUUUGAUGAAGAUCUAGCAAUUGAUGAUGAAAUAAACGAACAAGAAGCUGAAGAUGCCAAUGUUGAAAGUGGUGAACAAGAACAGAUUACUGAGCCUAUGGAAAUAGAUGAGAGUGAUCAAAUACAAAACGGUGACGCUGAUAACGAGGAAAACAAUGGUAAGAGUAAGGGUGCGUUCAUUGGCGAAAGGAAAUUCGAAGAAGAAUCUGCAGAUCUAUUCAAACAGGAAGAUCUAUCCGAUGAAAAUGACUUAGAUCAGAUGCUAAAUGAAGUUGAUAAUGAGGUCACCGAAGAAAACUCUACCGCUGUUGCUCCUAGAUCUUUGGACGAGGCUCGUGUUUUAUGGAAACGUAGUGAACAAGAAACAAGUGAUUUGGCUGCUGGGUUAAGUGAGCAAUUACGUUUGAUUUUGGAGCCAACUCUAGCAACAAAGUUGAGAGGUGAUUAUAAGACUGGUAAGAGACUAAAUAUGAAACGUAUCAUUCCAUACAUUGCAUCGCAAUACCGUAAGGAUAAGAUUUGGUUGAGAAGAACGAAACCAAGUAAGCGUCAAUACCAGAUUAUGAUUGCAGUCGAUGAUUCCAAGUCUAUGAGCGAGUCAAAGUCGGUUGAUUUAGCAUUCCAAAGUAUUUGCUUAGUUUCCAAGGCUUUGACGCAACUUGAAUCCGGUGGUCUAUCUAUUGUCAAGUUUGGUGAAACUGUCAGAGAGGUUCAUCCAUUUAACAUGCCAUUCAGCACCGAAUCUGGAUCUCAAACAUUCCAAUGGUUUGAUUUCCAAGAGAACAGAACUGAUGUCAAGAAGCUAGUCGCUGAAAGUAUCAAAAUUUUCGAAAGAGCCAGAGCAUCAGAAAACAAUGAUCUCUGGCAACUAGAGAUUAUUAUCUCUGAUGGUGUCUGCGAAGAUCACGAGACAUUGGUCCGUUUAGUCCGCAGAGCAAGAGAAAACAAAAUCAUGCUUGUGUUUGUUGUUAUUAACGGUAUCAACUCUAAUGAAUCCAUUAUGGAAAUGUCUCAAGUGAAGUAUAUUCCAGAUGAAUAUGGAAACAUGAAGCUUUCUGUUCAGAAAUACUUGGAUACAUUCCCAUUCGAGUUUUACGUUGUUGUUAACGACAUCAACGAACUUCCAGAAAUGUUAUCUAUAAUCUUAAGGCAGUAUUUCUCAGAAAUGGCUGCCAUGUAA
This is a messenger RNA of Kluyveromyces marxianus DMKU3-1042, 14745 nucleotides long. RefSeq names its product AAA family ATPase midasin (gene REA1). The coding region runs from base 1 to 14745 and encodes 4914 amino acids. The record is from RefSeq and is a predicted model, not a curated record. Gene Ontology annotation, cellular component: nucleus; preribosome, large subunit precursor. NCBI's taxonomy places the organism in Eukaryota, Fungi, Ascomycota, Saccharomycetes, Saccharomycetales, Saccharomycetaceae. Gene Ontology annotation, biological process: rRNA processing; ribosomal large subunit assembly. Gene Ontology annotation, molecular function: ATP hydrolysis activity; ATP binding. The transcript has a single exon.